AUGCGCGUCAUUGCCGUGAUCGUGGCUGUUAGCGGAGCCUGGCCGGGCGGCAAACCCGGGUGUAUCCUGUAUAUGUACGUGCAGUUUGUCAUCACGCAGAUCCCGGUGUUGCUGCACGUCCUCAUUUCGGUGAAUCGACUGUGGGCUUUUCAGUAUCCCCACUCGUACCGGCGACACCACAGCCAAAAGACGGCGGCAUUGCUGUGUCUGACAACUGUGGCCUACGUCCAUCUUGUGCACUUUCUUCUCUUUUUGCUGGAAUUUUUCUACUACAGUCCGCCCGAUAGCCACAACAGCUGUCAACCCAGCGGAGGGAUUAUGGAGUGGCGACGCGCGGAUAUCGUACUACACCGAUUUGUUCCCCUGCUGCUAGUGAUCGGAAUUUAUGUUUACGUGUUGAUAAGACGAUGGAAAAACAAACACGCAAUCAACGUUGACUUUAUCGCUGGGGCGAAUCGUGGGGUCGAUGGCAGUAAGACCGGAGAAAGCGUCACGGGUCUGCGAAGAUCUUGCCGACUGAGAGGAAAACGUUCAGGUGCAACUCAACGAAAGGUCAAACCGUUUCUAGUGCUGUCGAUUACAUCGCUUAGCGUAAUAAUCUGCUGGCUGCCGGCGGAUGUCUACUGGGCGAUGCUCUACGCCGGCAUCCGAAUGCCGGUUUGGGCAUUUAACGUCAGCAUUAUUCUGACGUCUCUGCAAACCAUUUUUGACCCGGUCAUGUGGCUUGUCAGUCUAAAGUAG
Paramacrobiotus metropolitanus is the source of this 741-nucleotide messenger RNA. RefSeq lists its product as uncharacterized. Lineage: Eukaryota; Metazoa; Tardigrada; Eutardigrada; Parachela; Macrobiotidae. Gene Ontology annotation, biological process: phospholipase C-activating G protein-coupled receptor signaling pathway; positive regulation of Rho protein signal transduction. Gene Ontology annotation, cellular component: membrane. The transcript has a single exon. The coding region runs from base 1 to 741 and encodes 246 amino acids. The record is from RefSeq and is a predicted model, not a curated record. Gene Ontology annotation, molecular function: G protein-coupled receptor activity.